Messenger RNA from Xyrauchen texanus (razorback sucker), 985 nucleotides. RefSeq names its product phospholipase A and acyltransferase 3-like. Gene Ontology annotation, biological process: N-acylphosphatidylethanolamine metabolic process. Gene Ontology annotation, molecular function: A2-type glycerophospholipase activity; glycerophospholipid phospholipase A1 activity. The transcript has 4 exons. The coding region runs from base 130 to 558 and encodes 142 amino acids. NCBI's taxonomy places the organism in Eukaryota, Metazoa, Chordata, Actinopteri, Cypriniformes, Catostomidae. The record is from RefSeq and is a predicted model, not a curated record. Gene Ontology annotation, cellular component: cytoplasm.
CUUACUGUACACACAUAUCCUUGUAUGAUAUUUUACUUACGAGAACAACAACUGAAAAGCACCUCUAGUGUCUAGUACUUUGUGUUUGUCAGAGGAUUAAUAUCAAAAUCAGAAGAGAAACGUGGCAGCAUGGCAGAGUUUAAGGUUAAGAAUGAUGUGAAACCAGAGCCUGGGGACCUCAUUGAAAUCAAACGAGUGGUACCCAUGGUGUUCCCAGACAUCCCAUUCAUUUACCAGCACUGGGCGAUUUAUGUGGGCGAUGGAUUUGUCAUUCACCUGGCCACAGACUCGGAGUACGCUGGUGCCUCCAGUGUGUUGUUUGUUCUGAGUUAUAAAGCCAUGGUGAAGAAAAACAAAAUAUGGGACGUAGUUGGUGAUGAUGAGUGGCGUAUCAACAACCUUCUGGAUAACGAAUAUAAGCAUCUGUGUGUCGAAGAUGUCAUACGGGAGGCCGAAAGCCUUGUGGGACAGAUUCAACCAUAUAAUGUGCUCACAGCGAACUGUGAGCACUUUGUUACAAAGAGGAGAUACGGGAUAGCCAAGUCUCGGCAGGUGUGAUUCUUACUGCUGUUGACGUGUUUGAUUCAACCUUCAAAAAGGAGACAAACUGAAAGCACAAUUGUGGAGACCUUUGAAAUGUCACAAAUGCCAGUUAAUUGUUUGAUGGAAAAAUUGUAAACAAUAUAUUUUGGAAAGAUUUUAAGGGAUAAAGUACAGUCAGCCGGAUGUUAUUGCAAAAAAAACCCUGACAGGGUGAUCAGGACCCCGACAUGAGAACUUAAUACAUGUCCAAAUAAACAGACAAAUGCACAUGAAAUACCGAUUUGCUUUGAAAAUGUUAUUAUGUGAGAAGAACGAAACUGCUGAAAAUCUGAAUUCCACCUUCGGAUUAUGUGGGAGUUUUGUUGGUUUAUUUAGCAAAAAUGACUGUCUGACUUCUCAUUAUCCAGCUUAUUACAAGAAUACUUGCCAAAUAAAUGGAUGU